CUGAGAGAGAGAGAGAGAGAGAGGGAAGAGAUUUGUGUUGUUGUGAGUCUCAGGGUUCUACAGAGAACCUCAUCAUCAUGGGGAAGAAGAAAGAGGAUACAGAACAGCAGUCGUCUGAGUAUGGAGAGCCAACGCAGUAUGACCCAUCGUUUAAUGGACCCAUUCACAACAGGAGCUGCACUGAUAUCAUCUGCUGCGUCCUCUUCAUGCUCGUCCUGCUCGGAUACAUGGUGGUCGGAAUUCUGGCGUGGAUUUAUGGUGACCCUCGGUUCGUUCUCUACCCACGAAACUCCACCGGCACCUUCUGUGGUCUGCCACCCAAUCAGGAUAAGCCAAACGUAUUUUACUUUAACAUCCUCAAGUGUGCCACAUCUACAAACAUCAUGGCCGCCGCACUUCAAGGCCUCCAGUGUCCCACCACUCAGAUCUGCCUGAAGUCGUGUCCCUCAGGGUUCUGGUCUCUGGACCCUGCAGCCUACAUGGCGCCCACUUCGACCCUGAGUCAGUACUUUAAGCAGGAGCUGUGUGUGCCGUCCUUCAACCUCAGCAGUAACUCAAAAUAUAGUGCCACGGACAUCAUUAACAAGGAGCUGUGUGCCUUCUUCUACACGCCCACCUCUUCAGUGUUGGGAAGGUGUUUACCCUCUCUAGGCCCAGCGUAUGAUUUCAUCCCUCCCAGCUUCUCUAUUUAUGGCAUGAAUGGCAAUCAAACUGUGAACGCGAUCAAGAAUGCUACGGGUGACGUUGUCGGUGGGUUUAACGCUCGAGACGUGGGGAUGCGGAUCUUCGCAGACUUCGCUUCGACUUGGCAGUGGAUCGUCCUAGGUCUGGUGAUAGCGAUGGUGGUCAGUUUGCUGUUCCUGAUUCUCUUGCGCUUCUUGGCGGCCAUCUUGGUGUGGAUCCUCAUCAUUGGAGUUCUGGCAGUGGGAGCGUUCGGUAUCUGGUACUGCUAUAAUGAGUAUGCGUUGCUGGCAAACUCCACUCUGACCUACAACAACGUGGGCUUCACCACCAACGUCAACGUGUACCUGCAGAUCCGUGACACCUGGCUGGCCUUCUUGAUCAUUCUCUGCGUGGUCGAGGCGAUUCUCCUGUUACUGCUGAUUUUUCUCCGAACUCGAAUUCUUAUCGCCAUCGCAGUUAUUCAGGAGUCCAGCAGGGCGGUGGGCUACAUGAUGUCGACGCUGGUGUUCCCGAUAGUCACCUUUGUGAUGCUGCUUGUGUGUGUGUCCUACUGGGGCAUCACUGCUCUUUAUCUGGCCACAUCUGGAGGUCCAGUGUACAAAGUUGUAGCUUUCAACUCUUCAGAGAACGGCUGCAGCUCCAUCUCCGGCAACGAUACCUGUGACCCCGUGACGUUUAACUCCUCGGCGUACGGGAACUGUUCUUCAGCGCGCUGCGUGUUCAUAAAGUACAACACGGACGGUCUGUUCCAGAGGAACCUCUUCAACCUGCAGGUGUACAAUGUGGUGGGCUUCCUGUGGUGCGUGAACUUCGUCAUCGCUCUGGGGCAGUGCACGCUGGCCGGCGCCUUCGCCUCCUACUACUGGGCCUUCGACAAACCCUCGGAUAUCCCAGCAUGCCCUCUGAUCUCGUCCUUCAUGAGGGCGCUACGGUAUCACGUCGGCUCUCUGGCGUUCGGAGCUCUGAUUCUCACCAUCGUGCAAAUAGUGCGCAUCAUUCUGGAGUACAUAGACCACAAGUGUAAAGAGGCUCAGAACCCCUGUGCUCGGUUUCUGAUUUGUUGUCUAAAAUGCUGCUUCUACUGCCUGGAAAAAUUCAUCAAGUUCAUCAACAGAAACGCUUACAUCAUGAUCGCUAUUUACGGUAAAAACUUCUGUGUCUCAGCCAAAAACGCCUUCUCUCUGCUCAUGAGGAACAUCAUCAGGGUGGUGGUGCUGGAUAAAGUGACCGACCUGCUGCUGUUCUUCGGCAAACUGCUGGUAGUGGGAGGAGUGGGUGUGCUGGCGUUUUUCUUCUUCAGCGGGAGGAUCGUGGUUCCCAACUCGGCCUUCACAGCUUCAUCACUUAACUACUACUGGAUGCCCAUCAUCGCGGUAGUGUUUGGUGCGUAUCUCAUUGCCAGCGCGUUCUUCAGCGUCUACAGCAUGUGUGUGGAUACACUGUUCCUCUGCUUCUUGGAGGACCUGGAGAGAAACGACGGCAGCGCUGAGAAACCCUACUUUAUGUCAAAGAACCUAAUGAAGAUCCUGAACAAGAAAAACAAACAACCCAAAAAAUGAACCUUCCUGUACUGCUCCACUAACUUCCUGUCACAUGAUCAAUCAUCUCUUCUACCUGCUUCCACACACUGCACUUUAGCCAGGUAUUGUUUUUAGCAUUCUUUAGCUUUUAGCACUUAUUAGAGGUCGAGUUCUGGACCGAAUGUGACGCGUACUAAAGACUAAUCUCAGACUCCAGCAGAUAACUAUCUUGAACCUUCUCUUUUCACGGCAUUGUAUUAGCAUGCGUUUACGUUUAAUGUUAACAAGUUUUAAACUUUAGUCCAAUCAACCUGAAGCUUCAGAGACUAAUCCUGGUCUCAUCACUGGUGUCUAAACAUCAGAGAGAAUCAGUUUAAAUUCCUCAGUAAGACUUCUGUAGAGCAUGUUUAGGCUUUUGGUUUAUUAGUUUGAGUUCAGCUGUAUGAAUUAUUUUACGCACAUUUGAUUAGCAUGUUUUUUUUUUCUCUUAUAGUUUUAGCGUUAGCAAAUUAGUUUAAUCAAUUAUUCCGUUUUUUUUUAAACCCUAAGACUUAACACACUUUAGAAGAAAGCAGCUAUGUUUAUCUCAGAACGCUAGCAUUUGUUAGCCGAGUCUUAUAGAUUAGAGACGUCCCGUAUUUUAUAGCGUUGCGUCUCAGGGCACAAACAUGACGCUCCUGUAAACCUUAACACCCGACAAAGACUAAUCCCGGACUUGUAAUAAGGUGUGUUUAGCCUCUUACUUCUUUUUGAACUUGACCAUAAGACAGUCAUUAACACGAUUCUGACAGAUGACACACUCCUGACGUAACACACACACACACUUUUACCUAAAUGCCGACCCGAGCCUUCUUUCCUACAGCAUAUAAUCAACAUGUUUGUCUUAAAAUGCAAAUGCUAGCGCUAAUCAGCGUUUGAAGUUUAGCUAUAUAUGGUUUAAGAGCCACUCACUUUUCAAAAACUAACCCCUGACUGUCUGUAAGUAACUGUACAGUUUAGUUAACAACACUCCACCUGAGGACAACCUCAGAUUCAACACUCCAGCAAAGACUAAUCCCGGACUUAACACUCCAACAAAUACUGACACUCCAGGCUUAACAGUCUUAAAGACUAAUCUUGGACUUAACACCCCUGCAAAGAAAAAAACUCUACUAAACGUCUACUAAAAACUCAAAUAUGAAUCCUGGAUUCAACACUCCCAAAAAGCCUAAUCUUAGACUCAGGACUAAUCCCAUACUUAGCACUUCAACAAUCACGCAAAAACUAAUCUUAGACUUAACCCUCCCGCAACAACUAAUACCAGAUAAAGAACGUUAAAAAAGACUAAUCUCAGACUCAACACUCAUCAAAGUAUAAUACAAGACGCCACACAAAGACUAAUCCGAGACUUAACCCUCCUGCAAAGACUAAUCUUGGCUUCAAAACCCCUGCAAAGUCUGAUCUCAGAACUAAAGGACUAAUCCCGGAUUUAAGACUUAUGCUAAAAAUAAUAUCAAACUCAACACUCCACCAAAGACUAAUCUCAGACUCAACACUCUGCCAAAGACUUAAUGCAGCUGUCCUGUUGUCCCGUUAUUUUAAUCCCUUGGCGAUGAGACCGUGUGUGUGUGUGUGUGUGUGUGUGACAGGUUUCUCGUUAAUAAGAGAAGGAUUUAUAUUUUACAUGGUGUGUGUGUGUUAAUAUGUGCGUGAUUUAGCCAAGAGCAGCCAAGAUUCAUUUUUUAAAUGACAUUUCUUUUUAAGAUUUUAUUAUUCUUUAUUAUUUUUUAUCAGGUUUAUAAUUUAUAAAGUCCUAACACUGGUGAUUUUAUCGUCUUUAUCUUUUUUUGUGUCCGAAGAAGAGAUUUAUUUUCAAUAAGUAAAGAUGUCUGUUUAAUGUGUGUGAAGGUGAACACGAGACUGUAAAACUGUACAAUAUAUUUCUGUAAUAAUUCUAUAUGAGAGACUGUACAGUCCAGUUGAUCAAGCAGAGUUUAUUUAUACAACAGUGAAAUUAAAAAGUGUUGAAUAUAAA
Messenger RNA from Clarias gariepinus (North African catfish), 4218 nucleotides. It is a transcript of the gene slc44a4, whose product is annotated as solute carrier family 44 member 4. NCBI's taxonomy places the organism in Eukaryota, Metazoa, Chordata, Actinopteri, Siluriformes, Clariidae. Gene Ontology annotation, molecular function: thiamine pyrophosphate transmembrane transporter activity. The record is from RefSeq and is a predicted model, not a curated record. Gene Ontology annotation, cellular component: plasma membrane. The transcript has 22 exons. Bases 78 to 2243 code for a protein of 721 amino acids. Gene Ontology annotation, biological process: choline transport; thiamine pyrophosphate transmembrane transport.